AUGUCUCGUGUGCCUGUGAACUUUCUACGCCACACCGCUAUUAUCAGUAGCCAGGUUAUUAUCCUGGCGUUUGGGUACGGAUUUCUUGGUGCAGUCCUCUAUUAUGAUUACCUUUCUCCACCUGAUCAAGUCGGCAACUUAUGGAGGCAUCACCCCCAAGAGUUGACGAUGGUGGUCACAUUGAUAGCAACUGUGCUUUCAGUCACUACUGCUACUCUUUUCACCAUUUCAAUCAAGGAGGCAUUGAGACAUCGGAUGUCACGGCCCAUCUCUCUCGUUGAGCUAAGUGCCGGUGUCGCUUUGGCGAAGGGCUCGAUCAUAUUGAGACCUGAGUACUUGCGACUGACCACCCUGACGCUGUUUGUCUUUGGUGUGUCAAGACUCUUGACAGCUGGGUGGACAACUCUCCUGACGCCAACCUACUUUUUAUGGCCAAUUCAAAUGCGAGGAUCCGAACUUGACAUCACUGGAACCGCAUUUUCCACCUUGCUCAUCGAAGAACUUCAAAACCAGGGUUUUUCUGUUGUCCAGGACAAUGCUUUCGAGAUUAUCGACAUCGGCGGAAUGCUAAGUGGAGUCUCUGCUGCAGGAUACACCUAUGGUCUUCCUGGGACAUUUGACUUCAAUGGCGCAAAAUAUGACGUAUCUACUCAGGGGAUUGUGCCCACCAUCGAGGAUUAUUCCGGCUCGGAUGGAGUUCCGGGUCCCAGCAGUACUCGUCUCGGGUUUUCUGUUGGAAACGUCACAGUCAACACAGGACCGCUACAGGGAGAACAUACCAGCUUGCAUAUUCCUCAAGGCUUCAGCAGAAACUAUUCCAUGUUGCAGCAGGGAUUGACAGCCAAUUAUGGUUGGAACACGAACAACUCCUACGUUAUCUAUGCCAACGCAGCUGCUCCGAAUAACUCGAUCACUGGUCUUCGCUUGUGGGAUAUAAUUGCAAACUGCGGUGCCAAUACGUCCACGACGCAGGACUAUGUGACCAGGGUGGAUGCAAGCGAAAACGCGAGUUUGUUAGGGAGUGGCUUUCUUCCUUCCGUUGUGUGCCCAGGGCCUACGAAUUUGAAUCAGACUUAUACAAGCUUCACAAUUCUUUCACAAGGAUUUUACAAGUAUAGGUUCCUUGACGCAACUGUAUGCGAAGUAAUCCCACUGUUGACCACAGUCCGCGCCAAAUAUUCCAAUGACCUAAUUUCUUCCGAGGUCGAUUCAUCCACCCCUUUCCGACCAGAGCAUGUUGAGCUACUGUCAUUCGUCGCUGGGGUUGCCAAGUUUCAGUCGAUUAACUCUCAGGGGCUCACGAGCAGCACGAUCGGAGAUACUCUGUACUCCAUCUAUUCCUCAACAACUAACACAUCUAUCGACGACAAUCUUGGAAAUCAGGCACAGGUAUACAAAGAGCUGGAGGAGUACUGGCGCGGCGUUGUUGAGUUUUCUGCUACAUUCCUUCGCUCCGGAUUCAUGGUUGUCGGUAGCUUCCCCGAUGAUACCAUUCCGGACUACCUCUCCUCUCCGGUCAAUGGGACAAUGUACAUAUCAACGAUAGGUUGGACUCGGCGAUCGGCGACAUAUCUUCUCGCUAUCCUUCCCCUCACCAUCAUCACCAUCCUCACAUUUGCCUGCGCUUUGUAUAGUAUCUUGCAGGCUCGGAAAGAGAAUAGUAGCCAUAAGACCAUCUUUGAUGCGUCAAACACCCUUCAUCUCAUCAUGGCAUCCGCUGCCGGUAGUCUGGCACUCCAAAAUUUCGUCAAGGAUGGGAUUAUUGCCAAUGAGGGCGUGAAGGUGCAGCUCCAGGACAAUGGUACACAGAAGAUGUUCGUGGAAGUUGAUCAAAAGAAGCUCGUAUGA
Messenger RNA from Suillus discolor, 1848 nucleotides. RefSeq lists its product as uncharacterized. The transcript is spliced from 10 exons. Lineage: Eukaryota; Fungi; Basidiomycota; Agaricomycetes; Boletales; Suillaceae. The record is from RefSeq and is a predicted model, not a curated record. The coding region runs from base 1 to 1848 and encodes 615 amino acids.